Cantharellus anzutake is the source of this 669-nucleotide messenger RNA. RefSeq lists its product as uncharacterized. The coding region runs from base 188 to 523 and encodes 111 amino acids. The record is from RefSeq and is a predicted model, not a curated record. NCBI's taxonomy places the organism in Eukaryota, Fungi, Basidiomycota, Agaricomycetes, Cantharellales, Hydnaceae. The transcript is spliced from 6 exons.
CCACCCCAACUCCCAUCGCAACCCACGCACACCAAUUCGAUCCCCAAUACUAGAGGCGAUGUAAAAUAUCGAACCACAGAGCUUGGCUUGUUGUCGUUGUUUAACAGCGUUGGAAACUGCCCACACUGGAUAGGACUAACAUUCUCGAUAUUGUUCUCGGUAGGCGAUUAUUGCGAACACCUGUUAUAUGAUCAGAUUUGGAUUCAUUAUGUAUAUUUGGCAUUACUUAUUCACGAACUAUUCUCUCCGAUCAGUCCUAUAUUCGAAUACAUACAUAUGUAACUUUCGUGAGAACACACAGCCGCCCCGACCUCACGCUCAAGUUCUGCCUUACCGAGCAUGGAAAGGCUCAGUACAGUACUACUCACUCAUCCAGAUACCGGCCACAUGUCUUCUCGUCGUCUCAACAUUCCUUGUAGGAGAAUGUGACAAAUAUUGGCAGUUCAUGGUUUGUCAAGGAUUUACUGUCUGGGAUGUCGUCGGGCUUCUUAUUCGGACCGACGCUUGCAGUGACAUCGAAUGAUUGCGCGUGGAAUCCAUUUUUCUUCCCCAGAAAAACGAAUUGAUGCCUAUCGUGACUCGUAACCUCAUCCCCAACAUCGGGCUUCAUUCUCAUCUGCAACCAGCACAACAAACCUCCCCCCCAAACGUCGUCUUCCCCCCCCGUCA